AUGAUGAUUAUUCUGUUAAAGACCCAACUGUAAAGACAUUAGAUAGAUCUAAAUAGUGUUUAUCACCCUUUAAUGUUAAUCAUGAGGUUUCCUUAUUAUUUACAUUUCCCAGAUAUCUAAUGAAAGGAUUUUCUUUAUCUAAGAUUCAAACAGUUUUUAAUUAUUGGUAUUCAAUUAAAAAAGUUUAGAGACCACUAAAGGUUUUUCAAACAAAAUUAAACUCAAAGACAAAUAUGUAGAACUUUUAAAAAACAAAUUAAAAUUAAACGAUAAAGUAAAGAAAUAUUCUUAUCUUUUUUUGAUUUGGCAUAAUCAGACAAAACGAAAUAAAGUAUUAAUUGUCCAAAGUUUUAGUUGUCUUAGAGCCGACCUCAAAAUUAUUUAAAUAUUGGAGUAUCUUUUAUCUAUUGAUAAUGAUUAUACAAAUGAUCAUCAUCCUCUAUAAAUGAAAUCAUUCUUUGUGUUAUUUCUUAUACUUAAAAUAAUAGAUGCCAUUUUGAAAUCUAUCUCCACUUUUGCAAUAAAUGGAGAAAUUGAAACUUAAUUAAUAGUUAUUAUAUGCCAUUAUUGUAAAUCAUAAUGGAUAUUUGAUAUAGUACAAAAUUAUAUAUAUAAAAAAAUAGAUUUUUAUUGGUUCCAUACAAUUUCAAUAGAAUUAUUGGAAUAUAAUUAAAAAUAUAUUAAGUACUAUUCCAAGUCUUAUAUAGAUUCAAAAAUAAGUCUAAUUGUAAAAUAUUUAUAUUAUUAAUAAUAGUGAAUAUAAUAUUUUUAAUUGA
Paramecium sonneborni is the source of this 776-nucleotide messenger RNA. NCBI's taxonomy places the organism in Eukaryota, Ciliophora, Oligohymenophorea, Peniculida, Parameciidae. The record is from the annotation of a GenBank genome assembly.